Molecule: messenger RNA, 4258 nt
Organism: Schistosoma spindalis
Lineage: Eukaryota; Metazoa; Platyhelminthes; Trematoda; Strigeidida; Schistosomatidae
Source: the annotation of a GenBank genome assembly
AAUUGUUGAUCUCUGGUUGUAAUGUCGAACAGAUGUCAACUACUAUAGUUAAACUGUUCUCUGUGUGAAUUAAAUGGACAAUGAAUAGAAAGUAAUAACUGUAAGGUAUAUGAAGACGAUUUUUAAGGUGAUUACUACUGUUGUUUUUUAAUUCCAAGUCUCGUUAGUGGAUGAUUACAGCAGGAGAACGUAUUUCUCCAAUAUAUCUUUUCUUCAACGUAUAACCCACUUACUGUGCUAAGCAAUUUCUUAGGCGUUUCUAUUAUCCAUUCAUGAACAAGUAAUCUUCUUUAGGAAUAGAAAUACUUAAUUUUUGAAGAUGAUGAUGACGAUAAUAGUAUCACUGUUUCGUUUGGAUCUUUUUAAGAAAAGAUACUAGUUUGAGUUUUAUUUAAAAAUGGAGACUUGAAUUUAUCGACAUGUUUGUUACAACAUUUUAAUAUCUUCGGAUGAUUUUAUUGGUGAAAUGUCUUUUUUUUGAUAUUAUGUAACAUGUAUUGUCUUUUACUCUUAUAUCUAGUUUCAAAAUGUUUAUUACUAGUUUAUAUUAUGGUUGAAAUUUUCUUUUUUUUUCAAUACUUUAGUAAUGAUUAUCACUAGUGUUUAUUAUUUAAAAGUCACAAUUUAUAACAGAUUAAUAUUUCUUAAAAUAAGUUGUUUCACUAAUUGUAUAAAUUUUAUUCAUUUAUCUUCAAUUUGAAUUUAACAAAAGUGAUUUUUGGCUUUUUCUAUUUUACUGUUUGUCAAAGUUAAUAUAUUAUCAAAUUAAGUCUACUAAUACAAUGUAAUAUCUAUAUAAGUAAUUAACCAAUCAAAUUAAAGUUGAAACUUGUUUGUAUGGUGAAUUGAGUAGAUGACCUUCACUUUGUGCAGAAUUAUGAUUAUUUUUAUUACAUAAAAUGCACACAUAAUAAUGUGACUAAUAAAAGUAUGUAAAAAGACAAUGAGACUGAGAAUUGAGUUGUUAUACAAUUUUAUCAAUCUAGUGAAAUUGAAGAAUCUAUUUAUUUGAUUAGUUUAUAACAGAACUUCUUAUAAUUUGUCCUAAAGUUUUUGGAUUAUUAUUAUUUUUAUAGAGUAAAAUAUACUUUUGAUAUAGAAUAUUAUGAUUAAAGAAAUGAUAUAAUAUUAUCUAUCAAAAAGAAUAAAUCAAUAAUAUGUCAAUUGAUAAUUUAAAGAAAUUCUUACAAAGUUAUGAUUUUGAAAAUUCCGGUGAUUUAAACAAAACAGAAUGGAUAACAUUAUGCUCUAAUUCAACAAUUAAUAUAUCUAGUGAAUUAUCAUUAACAUUGUUCAAUGAACUUGAUACAGAUAAAGAUGGAUUAAUUAAAAUAUCAGAUAUAUUACAAGAAUUACAAAUAUGGAAAGCAUCAAAUCAAUCAAAUUGUAAUUUUAAUCAUUUUGAUAGAAUUGACAAUAAUCAGUGUGAGAAUGAAUAUAAAAAUGAGGAAUUAAUUUUAGAACAAGGUAAUGGUGUUUUUGGUAAAAAUCAAACAGAUCAAUUAUCAAGAAUAUCCAAAUCGAAUAUAAAAACAAAUCCAGUUAUCUUAGAAAGACGUAAAAAACGAUAUCCAAUAAUUCCAUCGGAAAUAAUCAUACGAAAUGAAGGAAGCGAUCAAUGGAUGCCUAAAAAAGAAAUUAAUCCAGAUGGAUCAGAAGUUUUUACAGCUACACCUAUAGUCAAAACUCCAAGAUACAGUAGUGUUUGUGAAUUAGAGAGUGUAAUAUCACAGAAUUAUCCAGAAUUAUUAAGUCCAUUUAAAAUUGUUCUAAAUGAUUUUCGAAAUGAACUUUUACGAACUAAAAAAGAAAAAAUCGAUUUGGAAGAAACAUACAUGAAAGAGAAAGAAAAACGUAAAAGUGAUUUAUCUAGAUUAGAAGGUGAACUUGAAUUACAGAUUAAAUCAAUAGAGGAACGUGCCAAAUCGGAAGUACAUGAAAAGUUACAAAGUGAGUAUAGAACACUGGUCUCUAACAAAGAACAAGAAAUCACCGAAAUACGGGAACAAGUUGAAAGUUUACAACGUAAAAUUAAAAAUCAUACCUCUAAUUGUUGUGAUUCAAUGAAUAGUCCUAUUAUAUUGAAAAAAAUUACUGAUCCAUUUGAUAAAUCAAAUUCUUCUUUAAUUUCUUUACAUUAUGAACAUCUUAAUCAAAAUGAAACUAUAGAACAAAAUUCAUAUAAAAUUGAAUUACAAAAUGUUUUAUCAAUCCUAGCUCAAAGAGAAUUUGAAUUGAAAACACUGAAAGAUCAAUUAAUUCAACAAGAAGCACAAUUAACUAUGGAUAAACAUGAAUUAAUUAGUCAAGAAGAAGAGAAACAAAAUCUAUAUUCUCAAUUAAAUGUUAUGCGAACUACAAUGGAACGUUUAAAUAAAACAAACGACUACUUAUGUUCAGCGUUGCAUCGUGAAUCAAUUCAUAGGCCAAGUAGAACGUCACCAUCGAGUGCUUUCUCAGAAUUUAUGGAACAAAGUGAUAACAACGAAACCAAUGUACAGGAAUCAACAGGAAUUAACUUUCCAUUUGAACCGUAUGAAUUUGACAGUCUGGAAAAUAUUCUACCACUUCAACGCCAACAAAAUCAUCAUCUUGACUCCACAUGUCGACGCUCAGAUUACUCUAGUGAGAAUAUUAGCAGUGUCAGUGGUUCCAAUUAUGAUAAGAAUGAAUUUAUAGCUCUGGAAAAUAAUGCUGAAGAACAACACCCCACAGAAUCUUUAACACCAACACGUAUAUUUAAAGUGAUUUUAGUCGGGGAUUCAGGUGUUGGCAAAUCUAGUUUCUCAUAUCGAUUUUGUGAUGGAAUAUUUUAUCCACAACUUAGAACUACUUUAGGAGUUGAUUUUCGAACAAAAAAUAUUAAAAUGAAUAAUUCAGUGUACACUAUUCAAUUAUGGGAUACUGCUGGACAAGAGACGUAUCGUUGUAUUGUUCGUUCAUAUUUCCGCAAAAUUGACGGUGUAAUUUUAAUGUAUGCAGUUGAUCAACCUAAUACAUUUGCAAAUAUCAAAUAUUGGAUGGAAAUGAUAAAAGAAUCGACAAGUGAAGAAAAUGUUCCAAUUCUUCUAGUUGGUAAUAAAGUUGAUUUACGCAAUACCAGUAGUAACAAUACUAAAGAAAGUUAUAAUAAUAAUGAUGAUAUGAAACAUGAUGAAUCGCACAAGUUCAUCACAUAUGAAAUGGGUGCCAAUGUAGCUAAAUUACAUCAUGUUUCAUUCAUUGAAACAAGUGUGUUAAGCAAGCAUAAUAUUACAGAAGCUGUUGAACUACUUACGGAGGGGAUGAAGUUGAAUGAAGAUGAACAAGUUGCAGUUGUCACAUUAACUACAUCAUCGUCAUCAUCAUUGAAAAGAAAUAUUGGCAAAAUGUCUAAUACAAACAGAAAAAUGUGUUGUACAUAAUCUAUGAGCGUAUACAUACACAAAUAUUCACAUAUUGUAAUAUUUAUUCAGUUGUAUAUUUCAAUGAAUAACAAAAAACAAACCCCACAGAAUUCCAAUAACAUUGAUGAGAAAAAGACAAUGGGAUAGGUGUUGAUGAUUAUGACAAUUAAUAAUAAUAAUAAUAAUAAUAAUAAUAAUAAUAACUAGAAUUACCUAAGAGUAACCAGAAUUUAUUAGAUACAAAGUUAUUUGUCCAUUUCUCAAUUGAUUGGUUGAACUAUAUAAUUAAAUUAAUAAAUUAAUCUCUCAUUCUCUUUGUAUCUAUUGCGUAUACGCCCUUAUACAAAUAAAUAGAACAACAAGGAUACUCAUUAAAAUUAAUGUGCCUAAUGUGAAUCAUUCUCUUUAAAUAUUUUAUGCUUACUUCAUGCUUCAUUGUGUUCUCUGUCCAGUCAUCAAUAAACAAUAUGACAUUACAUUGGUCUCAUGUUUUGAUUAUCUGCUAUUUCCUAUUUGGAAACUGUAUUUCUUCAACACACACACACGUACACAAAAUGUAUCAUCAUAGAUAGAGUUUAUAAAAGACAAUGCAUAGGCAAUAAUAAUAUCAAUAUCCACAUAAUUGAUUUUUAUCCAAAAUAAGAACAAUCAAUUGAAUUUCAUUGUUUCUUCCUAUUUUUAUUUUGUUAUGAUUAUGACAAAUUAUAUUGAUCUUUUUAAUGUUUCCGUGACCCGACAACAUUAAAUCUAGAAUUUAUCUUCAUUUUUCAUUUAAACGACACAUCUUUUAUUUUAAUUAUUGUUAUUACUGUUAUUGUUAUUAUUGGAAUUACUUUUUCUAACUACAAGUCUAAUGUAAAUGAGACAAAUUC